Molecule: messenger RNA, 324 nt
Organism: Porites lobata
Lineage: Eukaryota; Metazoa; Cnidaria; Anthozoa; Scleractinia; Poritidae
Source: the annotation of a GenBank genome assembly
AUGGAGACCUGGUUUUGGAUUCUUGGAUGGGUUCUUUCGUUUCUUGCCAUCACUGGAAAUGGAUUUAUAAUCUUCUUCGACUGCAGCAGACGAAAUCUCCGCACCAAAACCAACGCGUUUAUUGUUUCACUUGCAGUAGCGGAUUUCUGUGUUGGUUUGAGCGUUAUUCCUUCUCUUUUAGCUUGCGACGUUACAAGCACCUGUUACUGGCCUCAGGCUUUUCCUUCAUGGAAAGAUGUCGUAAGGUGGCUGUUUAGCUACUUGUCUGUUUUAAACUUGUGUUCUCUGGUGCUCGACCGUUAUAGCCAUCGUAAAGACUUUUGA